Molecule: messenger RNA, 2209 nt
Organism: Capsicum annuum
Lineage: Eukaryota; Viridiplantae; Streptophyta; Magnoliopsida; Solanales; Solanaceae
Product: RNA-binding protein 34
Exons: 6
Coding region: 192-1964 (590 amino acids)
Molecular function (GO): RNA binding
Source: RefSeq, a predicted model, not a curated record
UAGAACUAGGGUUCACCUUACGUAUAUAAUAAAGUACCACGGGCUAUUGACCGUCUUUUCUCCAAUCUUCUUUUUUUUUCUUCGUCUUCUAUAUACAAAUACAAAAUAAUAUAAUCACCCCAAAUUCUCCCCUUUAAUCUUUCAAUUCAAUACUAUAAAAUUUUGCUCCAUCUAUCUGUAAUAAUAACUCAAUGGCAAAGAAAUCCAAAGACAAGCAAAAACAAGAAGUACAACAACAACCAAACAAUGAAACCUCAAAUUCAUCAGAUAUUUUCAAUACCCUUUUUGGAACAACUCCAACAGAUUCCAACAUUGCUUCCCUUUUUUCCGACCAAAAUCCCUUCAAAAGAAAGCCUACCCAACAACCUAAAUUAGAUGAUGUUCUAGAAAAUAAUGAUUCUGGUAGUGUAGAAGAAACCAAGAAAAAGAAGAAAAAGGGUAAAAAUGUAAUUUUGGGUAUGGAGUCUGUAGCUGAAGAGGGCAAUGAAGAAGAAGAAGAGGGUGGAAAAUCCAAAAGGGUGUCUUUAUCUGGGAUUGAAGAGUCAAAUGGUGUGAAGAAAAAGGGUAAAAAGGUAAUCUUGGAUGCAAAAUUUGUAGAAGCUAAUGAGGAAAAGGGCAAAAAAGUAAUUUUGAAUUCAGGGUCUGAAGGUGUAGAAGGUAAUGAGUUAUCUGGGAUUGAGGAAUCAAAUGGUGUGAAGAAAAAAGGUAAAAAGGUAACUUUGGGUGCAGAAUCUGUAGGUGAAGAAGGUAAUGAGGAUAAGGGUAGUAACCCCAAAAGGGAAGAGGAAGAAAAUGGUAAGAAAAUGAAGAAGAAGAGGAAAAGGGAUGAGAUAGAGGCGGAGUACGAGGCAAAGAGAUAUGGGGUGGUUGCAAUGGAGGAGGUAGAGAAAGGGAUUGGAGAAAUGAUGGUAGGUGAAAAGAGGAAGAAGAUGGAUAAUCCAAAAGAUAUGAUGGUUUCAAAUGAGGGAUUUGAUGAUGAGAGUAAACUUUUAAGGACAGUUUUUGUUGGGAAUUUGCCUUUGAAGAUCAAGAAGAAGGCUUUAUUGAAGGAGUUUGGGAGUUUUGGAGAGAUUGAAUCAGUGAGGAUACGGUCGAUUCCGGUAGCUGAUAGUGCAACUCCAAGGAAGGCUGCUAUCAUUAAGAAAAAGCUCAAUGAUAAUGCAGACAGUGUUAAUGCCUAUGUUGUUUUUAAGUCGGAGGAAUCUGCCCAGGCAUCGUUGGCCCAUAAUAUGGCAGUGGUCGAAGGAAGACAUAUCCGAGUUGACAGAGCAUGUCCACCACGCAAGAAGAUGAAGGGAGACAAUAGUGCAUUGUAUGACAACAAAAAGACUGUUUUCGUGGGUAACCUUCCAUUUGAUGUGAAGGAUGAAGAAAUUUAUCAGCUGUUCUCUGGUACGAAAGAAUUUGAAUCAAGCAUUGAGGCUGUUCGGGUGAUCAGAGAUCCCAAUACUCUCCUAGGAAAAGGAAUUGCUUAUGUUUUGUUCAAAACGAGGGAGGCUGCGAACAUUGUUUCUAGAAAGCGUAACUUGAAGCUGCGGGAUCGCGAGCUGAGGGUGUCUCAUUCUAAAGCAAAUGCUACUCCAUCUAAGAGGAAAAGCUUGCCAACCGAAGACAGAUUCAGGUCACCAGCAAAGAAAUUUGCUGUAGAUUCAACUACACCAGGCAGUAGUAGCUAUAAGGCGAAAACAAAGUCUGACCUCUCCUACCAGGGUGUGAAGGCAAGCAAAUCUGGUGUUCAGAAGAAAACUCAAUCGAAGAUGAGUGACCGAGGAAAAUUGAAACCUAAAACACAGAUAUCACAAAAGCCAAAGGAACGUACAGGAAAGAGGCCAUCUGUUGCUGCCCGAAAAGCAAAAGCACUCAAGGCUGCUGCCUCUGGCUUGAAACAAACGGGAACAAAACGAAAGCUGGACAACCGAACACCAGACACUGCAGGCAGAAAGAAGAAAUUUAGAAAAUCUUAGGUCGUUACACUGUCAACAAUGUCAUACAUGAAAUAGUGUUCAUCCAUAAGUUCGCUUUUCAGGAUCUUAGCUUUCUUCUAUCUACGAAUUAAAUCGUGUACAACUCCGUCAUUAAUCAAGAUUUAGUGGUUUGCGCUGUUGAUUUAUGUUCGUACGAUUAUUCUGGAUUGUUGUAUGGACAUAAUAAACAGACAAUGUCCGAAUAUGUGGCUGAUGCUAUGGCAAACACACAAGGUUUUGGUUUA